Messenger RNA from Synchiropus splendidus (mandarinfish), 1385 nucleotides. Its product is annotated as tropomyosin alpha-1 chain-like. The record is from RefSeq and is a predicted model, not a curated record. Gene Ontology annotation, cellular component: actin filament. Gene Ontology annotation, molecular function: actin filament binding. Lineage: Eukaryota; Metazoa; Chordata; Actinopteri; Syngnathiformes; Callionymidae. Bases 438 to 1166 code for a protein of 242 amino acids. The transcript is spliced from 8 exons. Gene Ontology annotation, biological process: actin filament organization; muscle contraction.
CCUAAAUCAAUUAACAUUCCUGCCCGCCCCACUCCUCCCUCUCUCCGCUUCAUGGCUGGACGAUCUUAAAGAUCUCUUCACGUCAUGACUCGGUUAAUCGUCAACCCUAUGACUCAUCCUCCAGUCCGGACCUUUGUCCUCCUCAGUCAGAGCGCCUUCCUCCCAUUCUCCUUCAGACGCGCAGCGCAGUCGACUACACACCUCUUUCUGUCGACGGAGGGAAAGAGCGACCCCUCCUAAAUCCUGUGAUGUCAUCUGAGAGCAGCUAAGUCCACGGGAUUGGAGGAUCUCGCCAUAAAGUUCCUGAGAACAUUCGGCCCCUUUCCUCCCACAUCGGCACGUCCCUUGUUUCCUGCCGGGAGAAAACUUCCACCCUCAGGUCGCGGAGUCGCUCGCAUCAGCUGCCUUUCUCCGUCCGACUCCACCAACGACUCACAAUGGAGACGGUGAAGAAGAAGAUCCAGGCGCUUCAGGAGCAGAUAGACCAGGCGCACCAGCACGUGGAGAGCGUCCAGAGGGAGUUGGACGAAGAGCGGCAGGGUCGGGAAAACGCAGAGGGCGAGGUGGCCUCUCUGAACCGCAGGAUCCAGCUGGUGGAGGAGGAACUGGACCGUGCUCAGGAGAGACUGACCACGGCCCUGCAGAAGCUGGAGGAGGCUGAGAAAGCUGCGGACGAGAGCGAGAGAGGCAUGAAGGUGAUCGAGAACCGAGCCAUGAAAGACGAGGAGAAGAUGGAGAUCCAGGAGAUGCAGCUGAAAGAGGCCAAACACAUCGCUGAGGAGGCCGACCGCAAAUACGAGGAGGUGGCCCGUAAGCUGGUGAUCCUGGAGGGGGAGCUGGAGAGAGCUGAGGAGAGAGCGGAAGUCGCUGAACUGAAGUGUGGAGACCUUGAAGAAGAGCUGAAGAACGUCACCAACAACCUCAAGUCUCUCGAGGCCCAGUCUGAUAAGUACUCUGAGAAAGAAGACAAGUACGAGGAGGAGAUCAAGGUCCUGAACGACAGACUCAAGGAGGCGGAGACUCGCGCCGAAUUCGCUGAACGAACAGUUGCCAAGCUGGAAAAGACCAUAGAUGACUUAGAAGAAAGCCUUUCCUGUGCAAAGGAGCAGAACGUUGAGAUGCACCAGCAACUGGACCAAACGCUGCAGGAGCUCAACAGCCUGUAAGAGGUUGAGCCGCGGCAGCAAUCCUCUCAAUGCCAUCCAUUCCAUGUUAUUACUCUCUGUUCAUGUGAUGAGUGUUUCCCUCUAUGUAUUUAUGCGUCUUUUGUUUCCCACCCCUUUGUUUAAAAAAAUGGUUGAGGGUCCAUUUGAAGAAAAAAAAAACCGACUUCAGUGCUGGAAAUGUUGUUGUGACCAAACAUGCACAAAUAAAAAUGGUGACAG